UGAGGUAUUUCCGCCUGCAAAGUUAUGCGUUGAUUAUGGCGUCGAAAGAAUUUUCUUGCGUCAUUUUCGUCUGUCUCUUAAGUUUGGGAAGUGCUAAAAACUGCACUUACUCGAGCAGUUGCGGUCGGAGUGAAACCUGUUGUUCAGAUAACGUCUGUAGAGACAAUUGUUACUACUGCACGUACAACUAUCAAUGUGGUACAGGCGAAGAGUGUUGUAACAACAAAUGCAAAUCUUCGUGUGUUUUGGGCGCUGGAUCUAUUGUAGGCGCUGUUAUCAGUACAAUAAUCUUCUUCGCCAUCAUCAUUCCCAUUGCAUCCUGCUGCUGCUAUACUUGUUGCCCGUGCUACCGCUAUGGUACACCCGGUGCUGUGGUCGUCACCCCACAGCCUUAUCAACCGUACGUAUCAAAUCAUGCCUGUAUGACGACGAUGCAGCAAGUACAAAUUCCUCCGCCGGUCAACUACAAUCAGCCACUUCCAGGUUACAUCCAGCCUCCUUCGGGACACAAUCAGCCUCCUCCGCCUUACCCAGGCCACUUACCGCCUUUAACUCAGCAUCCCCCCCCACAAGGAGAAACUCAAUCCGGAGCGAUGCCUGUUGCUGUCAGUGCUGCCCAACCGGUAAGGAACUAACCCAUUGUACGAGACAAUCACGUACGCCUGCUUUUUUAUGAACGCUUUGAAACAAGAAACUUCAUUCCUCUAAAAACCUAAGUUUUGUUGAAAAGCAACGAGUAUGUUGUUGAUUAGUUUUUAGCUGAGCACUUUAAUAGUAAGUAGUAAAGUUUUUAGACUUUUGUCAGAGUUUCCAUAACUUUUGACAUACCGCAAAUAAUCUAUGGUAAAUAUACUUCAGCUCUGUUAUCUAAGCUUCUCAUUUGUUCAUUGUGCAAAUUUAUUUGGCUUGUUGAAUUGAUGGCGCAUUUUCCGACGCCUCCACAACCGUGAAAUGACGUUAGGUCACGGAUAGUAAUCACUGCUCGCCACUGCAGCACAACUCAUGGACACAGGAUUGUCCUUGUUUCUUUGGUUUUUUAAGGCCUUGACUGCAUUGCAGUCUUUCUGAAAUUGAAAGCCGUAAUUCCAUUUUUAUUGGAUAUUUUUAACUUUUCGCGUGGUGGAAAACCAUGAAUUAAUUUAAAAGAGCAUGAGCAAUUGUUCAUGGGCUUAAUUUGUCACAUAAUUAUAUUCAGAAGCAGAUGGCCGUUUAGACCUUUAGCCCUUACGAACAGUCGCUUCUAAACUACUCAGACAAUAUAUGAAAACUGUACAUAUGAACUUCGUAAUGGACCUCGCUCACUAUAAAGUCUAUGAGGUUCAAUAAUAGAGCGUCGGAGUGCGGAAUCCGAAGAUCUGAGUUUUGAUUUCUCAUGGGGUUCAGGAUUUUAUCCU
Messenger RNA from Pocillopora damicornis (cauliflower coral), 1394 nucleotides. RefSeq lists its product as uncharacterized. Lineage: Eukaryota; Metazoa; Cnidaria; Anthozoa; Scleractinia; Pocilloporidae. The record is from RefSeq and is a predicted model, not a curated record.